AUGGAUGACUUCUGCCGUCGGUAUUCAUACGCUGCUCUAACUGCAGACCGAGAUUUCGCUCAUUUAUUUAGAUCAGACUCUGGAUUGGAUACCAUCGCAACGCAUGCUGGACAUGCAGCGCUGGAAACACCUGGGAUUGGGUAUCCCGUUGUCGCACCUAUAGCCCUCUCGAGUACCUUUCAACAAUUUUCUCCUGGAGUUGCUAAGGUAACAUUGUUUUUAAUAUUUUUUAAGUAUGAUUACUCGCGUUCAAAUAAUUACACUCGUGAGUGCCUGGAAAAGUGCAUUGCUGCUCUUGAAGGAGCGACUUCAUGCUCCACUUUUGCAUCUGGUCUAGCUGCCUUAGGCGCUCUGAUGCAACUUCUAAACAGUGGUGAUCGCAUUGUAUGUUCUGAUGACCUUUAUGGAGGUAAAGAUCGUUAUGGCUACAUCUGA
Messenger RNA from Protopolystoma xenopodis, 435 nucleotides. The record is from the annotation of a GenBank genome assembly. Lineage: Eukaryota; Metazoa; Platyhelminthes; Monogenea; Polystomatidea; Polystomatidae.